UCACUUCUUUGGGAACCUGUCUGAGAAAGAUCACUGCAUAAAGGUGGCUGGGACUGAAGUCCUUAUGGCCUUAUUACUGGAAACUAGCACCCUGGAGGACAAGUGGGAUUUGGUUUUUUCUGCAAUACAGUGGAUACAAUUUAUUAUGGCUACUCUGAGUAUUAUAGGUUCAAGUUCACUUAUUACCUAUGCUGUAUUCAAGAAUAGACCAAAUUCUUCAGAGAUAAGGCCACUUUUUUGUCUGAGCUUGUCUGACCUGCUACUGGGAAUUUGUGGGCUUACUGAGGCACUUCUCUAUGGAACUUCAACGGCCAGUAAGGACAUCAUCUGCUAUAACUUGCAAGUACUUGGACAGGUAUUCUACAUUUCCUCAUUUCUCUACACCAUCAAUUACAUCUGGUAUUUGUGCACAGAACUAAGGAUGAAACACAACCAGAGUGGACAGAACACAUCUCCACUGCAGUUUCAGAAGUUCAGUCCAUGGUCAACCAACUCCAUAGCUCUGGGCCCCAAGGUUGUAGAUUAUACUUGUCGAGUUGGUCAAAUCACCCUCAUUUUGUCAAGCCUAAUACCUCUACUAUUGAUGACACCUGUUUUCUGUCUGGGCAAUGCCAGUGAAUGUUUCCACAACUUCUGUCAGAGCAACAGGUGUAUCCUGAUGCACUCACCACCAUCAGUCAUGGCCGAACUCCUGCCUUCUGCCAACACAUCUGUCUGCAGCACACUUUAUUUUUAUAGUAUCACCAUUUUCUUGGCUAGCUUUUUACUCAGCCUCCUAACUAUUAUGGUCUUACUCAUCCAAGCCCAGACAGUAUGUAAGAAGUUUGUGAAAUCAUCUGACUUUCUGGGAACUGAACAGCAGGUAGUGACUCACAUUGAGGAGCAGCGAGUGCGCUUCUAUCCAGUGACCUUCUUAUGCUGCUGGGGUCCAGCUGUUGUGCUGAUAAUCAUAAAGCUGACCAAGCCACAGGACACCAAGCUACAUAUGGCCCUUUAUGUUCUUCAGGCUCUAACAGUGGCAUCCCAGGGUCUGCUCCACUGUGCAGUACAUGGAUGGACACAGCACAAGUUCCACCAGCUAAAGGAAGAGGCGCAACGUGAUGUGGAUACCCAGACACCAUUAUUAUGCUCACAGAAGAGAAUCUAUGGCAGAGGCCUAGAUCCAUUAGAGUCUACCAUUACUUUUGCCACUAGCUCCUCCACCAUUCUUUGAAAUUACAAUGCUGGAAUAUCCAGGAACUGAAAUUAUUUAUCACUAAUGAAUUGGGAAGAAUGUUGGGUAACCAUAUCCUACACCAACUUCCUUAACAAGACCCCCUGAAACUCAAGAAAUAGAAUCAAGAGUAAGUGGGAUGGCUUCAAAUAAAAAAACUUCUGCAUAGCAAAGGAAACAAGAGCAUAAAGAGAGAGCCUAUAGAAUAGGAGAAUCUUUGCUGACUACUCUUCUGACAGGAGAUUAAUAUCCAG
Molecule: messenger RNA, 1467 nt
Organism: Sciurus carolinensis (gray squirrel)
Lineage: Eukaryota; Metazoa; Chordata; Mammalia; Rodentia; Sciuridae
Gene: Tmem116
Product: transmembrane protein 116
Exons: 12
Coding region: 65-1213 (382 amino acids)
Biological process (GO): adenylate cyclase-activating G protein-coupled receptor signaling pathway
Cellular component (GO): plasma membrane
Molecular function (GO): G protein-coupled receptor activity
Source: RefSeq, a predicted model, not a curated record